Apaloderma vittatum (bar-tailed trogon) is the source of this 775-nucleotide messenger RNA. RefSeq names its product protein phosphatase methylesterase 1 (gene PPME1). Gene Ontology annotation, molecular function: protein methylesterase activity. The annotation marks the transcript as partial. Gene Ontology annotation, biological process: protein demethylation. Lineage: Eukaryota; Metazoa; Chordata; Aves; Trogoniformes; Trogonidae. The record is from RefSeq and is a predicted model, not a curated record. The transcript has 8 exons.
UUUCGAAUUUACAAAAGCGGAUUGGAGGGCCCUGUCUUGCUGCUUUUACACGGUGGAGGCCAUUCUGCUCUUUCCUGGGCUGUAUUUACCUCUGCGAUCAUUAACAGGAUUCAGUGUAGGAUCGUGGCUUUAGAUCUCCGAGGCCAUGGAGAAACAAAAGUUAGGAAUCCUGAAGAUCUGUCUGCGGAGACUAUGUCAAAAGACGUGGGAAACGUGGUCGAAGCUCUGUACGGGGACCUCCCACCCCCCAUCAUGCUGAUCGGGCACAGCAUGGGGGGAGCCAUCGCGGUGCACACGGCGGUCGCAAAUUUGGUGCCGAGUUUGCUGGGUCUGUGCAUGAUCGACGUGGUGGAAGGUACGGCCAUGGACGCGUUAAACAGCAUGCAGAACUUCUUGAGGAGUCGUCCCAAAACGUUCAAGUCACUUGAGAAUGCCAUCGAGUGGAGUGUAAAAAGUGGACAAAUAAGAAAUCUUGAGUCUGCCAGAGUUUCUAUGGUCGGUCAAGUCAAACAGUGUGAAGGGGCUGCCAGUCCUGAAUGUCCUAAAGCCAUAGUAGAGGGUAUUAUUGAAGAAGAAGAGGAGGAAGAAGAGGAUGAGGAAGGGGGAGGCUCUGUCAACAAAAGAAAGAAAGAAGAUGACACAGAGACAAAGAAGGAGCACUUAUACACGUGGCGAAUUGAACUGUCGAAAACGGAAAAGUACUGGGAUGGCUGGUUCAGGGGUUUGUCUAACCUCUUCCUAAGCUGUCCAACGCCAAAGCUGUUGCUUUUAGCUG